CCUCCCUCCUCCUGUCCUCCUCCUCCUCCUCCUCCUCCUCCAGCAGCAGCAGUACCGACACUUUCGGACCCGACACUCACCGAACAUGUUCCGGGCUCUGGACGCUGCGCUCGCCGUGCUGCUGGCCGCCUCUCUGCGGAGCACCGCGGGCGGCUACGGCGCGGGCGGCGGGGGCUCGGCUCUCUUCUCCGCUCAAACCUCGGCCCCGGACCCGUGCUACGACGAGCACGGUACCCCGCGCCGCUGCAUCCCGGACUUCGUCAACUCGGCGUUCGGCAAGGAGGUGAAGGUGUCCAGCACCUGCGGCCACCGGAGCGCGAGCCGCUACUGCGUGCUCAGCUCGGCGGACAAGGCGGACGAGAGGAGCCGAAGCUGCCACACGUGCGACGCGGCGGACCCCAAGCGGAACCGUCCCCCGGCGUACCUCACCGACCUAAACAACCCGCACAACCUGACGUGCUGGCAGUCGGAGAACUUCGUCCAGUACCCGCAGAACGUAACGCUCACGCUCUCCCUGGGCAAGAAGUUCGAGGUGACCUACGUCAGCCUCCAGUUCUGCUCGCCGAGACCCGAGUCCAUGGUGAUCUCCAAGUCCAUGGACUACGGCAAGACGUGGGUGCCCUUCCAGUUCUACUCGAGCCAGUGCCGCAAGAUGUACAACAAGCCCAAUCGGGCCGCCAUCACUAAGCAGAACGAGCAGGAGGCCAUCUGCACCGACUCGCACACGGACAUGUUCCCGCUGAACGGAGGUCUGAUCGCCUUCAGCACGCUGGACGGCCGGCCCUCGGCGCACGACUUCGACAACUCGCCCGUGCUGCAGGACUGGGUGACGGCCACCGACAUCCGCGUCACCUUCGGCCGGCUGCACACGUUCGGCGACGAGAACGAGGACGACUCGGAGCUGGCGCGGGACUCGUACUUCUACGCCGUGUCCGACCUGCAGGUGGGCGGCCGCUGCAAGUGCAACGGCCACGCGUCGCGCUGCGUCAAGGACCGCGACGGCGAGCUGGUGUGCGAGUGCAAGCACAACGCCGCCGGCCCGGAGUGUGACAGGUGCAAGCCCUUCCACUACGACCGGCCGUGGCAGAGGGCCACGGCCCGGGAGGCCAACGAGUGCGUCGCCUGUAACUGCAACCUGCACGCCCGCCGCUGCCGCUUCAACAUGGAGCUGUACAAGCUGUCGGGGAGGAAGAGUGGAGGCGUGUGCCUUAACUGCCGCCACAACACGGCUGGACGCCAUUGCCACUACUGCAAGGAGGGCUACUACCGGGACAUGUCCAAACCCAUCUCGCACAGGAAAGCCUGCAAGGCAUGCGAUUGCCAUCCCGUGGGUGCCGCCGGCAAAACCUGUAACCAAACCACAGGACAAUGUCCCUGUAAAGACGGCGUGACCGGUAUCACGUGCAACCGCUGCGCUAAAGGCUACCAGCAGAGCCGCUCGCCCAUUGCCCCCUGCAUAAAGAUUCCAGUCACACCGCCUACGACAGCAGCCAGCAGCACAGAAGAGCCCUCAGACUGUGACUCUUACUGCAAAGCGUCAAAAGGCAAACUGAAAAUCAACAUGAAGAAGUACUGCAAGAAGGAUUACGCUGUCCAGGUGCACAUUCUGAAGGCGGACAAGGCCGGCGAGUGGUGGAAGUUCACCGUCAACGUCAUUUCUGUCUACAAGCAAGGCGAGAGCCGCAUCCGCCGGGGGGACCAGUUCCUGUGGGUACGCGCCAAAGACGUAGCCUGCAAGUGUCCCAAGAUCAAGCCCGGCAAGAAGUACCUGCUGCUGGGCAACGACGAGGACUCUCCUGGUCAGAGCGGCGGCGUGGUAGCGGACAAAGGAAGCCUGGUAAUCCAAUGGAGGGACACGUGGGCGCGCAGGCUGCGGAAGUUCCAACAGCGUGAGAAGAAAGCAAAGUGCAAGAAGCCAUAGAUGGGGAAAAGACGCAGUGGGAGUGGGAUUCCAGAGGAAAGCUUAAAAUUGUUUUUUGUUUUUUAUGAAUGAAACAGAGACAGACAGAAGACUACCGUCGAAAGAGACUGUUGACGUUGCUGCUUUUUGGUUUUUCGUUAAGUAGCAUGAAAAGAAUCAUUUAGGAAUUCUUCUCUAGAGAACUUUGGUUGAAGGAGCUCACCUCGCAGAUUUGGUUUGACCCUUUCUUUGACACCCAUCUCUUGCGGAAUUGCCCGUUUUGCACCCAAUACCAGUAUGUCACCAAUAUAUACUGUAUAUGGCCACUUGUUGGUUUUACAGUCAGUAUAUCAUUUUUGUGUGUUUCUAUCCUAUUGGCUUGUUCAAAAAGCCACUAAUCACCAGGGAAGAUUCUCCUCUGCAUGGUUUUGUUUUUGGAUGGUUGGCCGACAGGACAACUUAUUUCAUGGUGAAAUGCAAAUGCAAAUGGUUUCAGGUCAACACGAACUAUUUGGGGAUUCAAAUGUUGAACACUUAACCUGGUUGUGCUUUACGUUACAAUGAAAUGCAUUGCCCUGAUUCCGUUACAACGUUCUUAGAUCCAGACUUCCCAAGACCAGGCCGAGAGACUGAUUCGGAACCAUGUUACAAGUUCUGUCACCGUUUAUGAAAGACAAUUAGGCUCUUGUGGAACAUAGAUGAAAAGGGCCGUCCUGCAUCUUUUCGAUGUUUCCGACCGCCAACACACCCGAUUCGGCUCCGAGGACCGGAUUCGGACACCCCAAGGGUAAAAGGUAUAUAUUAAUGUCACACUUGAUAUCCAGGAUUUUGUAAUGUUUCUUGACAAAAAUAUAUUGGUUUACACCACUAUAUGUACAAAAAUGUAUAUGUCAUUAUAUAAGGCAAAGGAAAGCAAUAUUCUUUCACUUGACUUAAGAACUCUAGAGGUAGUGACUGAUCACGACCUAAAUAGCUAGUUAGACUUUCAACGUGCAGAUAGGUAUGUAUUUAAUUCAGUUUAAUCAAUGGAAAAAAAUGGAAAAAAUAAGAAAGAAAAAUUACAGGGGGGAAAAACAUAUUUUUGUUUAUUGGAAAAAUUCUGUAGAUUUCAUCCAAGAAAACAAAGGAAACAAAUCAGUAAGGUAACCUGCUAUUCUUUAACUAAAUACUCAUUAAAUGAUCAAAAAUCAACACUGAUUUGGAUUUUCUCCAUUCAACAUCUACAAAUGUUCUCAUUCCUGUGAAAACACACAAUGCCUCACCUUCGUUCCCAACGCAUGCUGCAACCUGGCAACGGGUGACAUGCGGCAUUAUGUUGCUCUUUGAACAUUUAUUUGAUUGCAUUUGAAAUUGGAUUUAGCCACCACAAACAAAUAUUUACCAGAUUGUACAUGAGUACGUUUCGUAAAGAAAAGCUUUACUGUAAACUACAUGAUACGAGUGAGGUCCCCUUUCUCUGAAUGCCAGUAAUAUGAUCCAAAUCUUACAUCAAAUCUGUCAAACUAAACACAGGGGCUCUGAUAUAUGAUAAAAAAAAAGAGUAGAACAACUUUUCUAGUCCAAGUAUGACUCAGUAUUUUAGGUGUAGUGUUUGAUCAUGAGCCAUUUUCCUCCGUGCAAUGAUUCAUUACUCUACUUUUUUUUUUAACCGACUGCCGCAAACACAAUACAUGAACAUGUUUCUUUCAUGGUUUCUCUUGCAACAUCGUGUCAAACGACAGCAUUGGCCCACCAUGUAACCUUCCACAUUUUCAUACCACCCAGAGAGCUUGCCAUCAAAAGUGUUGCUUUGUGUUCAUACUAUGAAUUGUAAAUGCUGUUUAGUUGUCACAUUUAAAGCCCUUUUUUUUCUUUUCUCUUUGUUUUUACAAUGUGUACUAAUAUAUUAUGGUUAUUAUAUAUAAAUAUAUUUAAUUACACAAGCCAUUGUGGAUUUCUUUUUUUCCCCACCUUUUUUUUCUUAAAUGUGUCGUCAUUGGUGAGACUGUUGCCAUUAAUUCAAGAAGGAAAAUUAUAACUACUGAAUAUACCAACCCGGUAGAAAGGCAGAUUUUCAAAUAAACUCUUGUUACACUGAAAAAAAUGUGGCCUUUCGGUGUCUUUAAUUAUAGAUUUAUAUGCGCUUCUUCGGAUAAAUCAAACAAUAGUCCAUUAAGAUACACUUGGCAAACACAAAAUCUUAAUAUAUAA
Molecule: messenger RNA, 4090 nt
Organism: Hippocampus zosterae (dwarf seahorse)
Lineage: Eukaryota; Metazoa; Chordata; Actinopteri; Syngnathiformes; Syngnathidae
Gene: ntn1a
Product: netrin 1a
Exons: 6
Coding region: 86-1921 (611 amino acids)
Molecular function (GO): protein binding
Source: RefSeq, a predicted model, not a curated record